This is a messenger RNA of Ilyonectria robusta, 900 nucleotides long. RefSeq names its product RTA1 like protein-domain-containing protein. The coding region runs from base 1 to 900 and encodes 299 amino acids. Gene Ontology annotation, cellular component: plasma membrane; fungal-type vacuole. The transcript has 2 exons. The record is from RefSeq and is a predicted model, not a curated record. NCBI's taxonomy places the organism in Eukaryota, Fungi, Ascomycota, Sordariomycetes, Hypocreales, Nectriaceae.
AUGACCGUCUCGGUUCCCGCCAACAUCACCCAGGCCGAUGCCUUCGGUGCCAACUCCCCCUGCAACCUCGACAACUGCCCCAUCGAGUGGAGCAUCUACACCUACCGACCCUCGCUCGCUGCCAAUGUCUCCUUGGCUGCUCUCUUCGGCGCCCUUGGCCUCGUUCACCUCUUCCUGGGUGUCCGAUGGAAGUCAUGGGGCUUCAUGGGAGGCAUGCUCGCUGGCUGCAUCUCCGAGGUCGUCGGCUACAUUGGCCGCGUCAUGCUCUACAACAACCCCUUCUCCUUCAAUGCCUUCAUGAUCCAGAUUGUCUGCUUGACCAUCGCUCCCGUCUUCUACACGGCCUCGAUCUACGUCACCCUCUCCAAGACGAUCAACUUCUUCGCCCCUGAGCUGUCUCGAUUCAAGCCUCAGCUGUUCUACUGGAUCUUCAUCCCCUUCGAUAUUGUCUGCCUUAUCCUCCAGGCCGCCGGUGGUGCUAUGUCUACCAGUGACAACAGCAGUAACCUGGGCGUCGAUAUCUCGAUGGCCGGUCUCAUCCUCCAGGUCAUCGUCCUCGCUGCCUUCAUCAUCGUCUUUGCCGACUACAUGAUCCGCUAUAUGCGCUCCGGCCAUGCUGCUACCUUUGGAUGGCGCCUCAACGCCUUCUUCGGUGGUCUUAGUGCCUCCAUCAUCCUCAUCCUCAUCCGAUGCGUCUUCCGUGUUGUCGAGCUGCAGGACGGAUACGAUGGUAGCCUCAUCAAGCACGAGGUCCCUUUCAUCCUCCUUGAGGGUGUUGUCAUUGUUCUCGCAGUUAUGGCUCUAUGCUUCGGCCACCCCGGCCUCGUCUUCAACCGCCAGCUCGGAGGCCGUUCUUCUUCCGACAGCGAGAAGGGCGUUAACUUGUCUGAUAGCAACUAA